UUAUCUUUAUUAGAAUACACACAAGAAGCUUAAGAAGGAGGAGAAAAAUAAGAAGAAGAAAUGUCAUCUUAUUCUUCUUCUAUUUCUUCAACAGCCCUAGUCAUCUUCUUUGUACUUCUACUUCGCGGCAUUGAAGCUCAGCUGAGCUCUGACUUCUACGAUGACACGUGCCCGGAUGUGUACGACAUCGUGCGCAACGUAAUUGAGCAGGCGCACGAAUCCGACAUUCGGAUCUACGCGAGCCUUACCCGCCUUCAAUUCCAUGACUGCUUCGUCCAAGGUUGCGAUGGAUCAUUGUUGUUGGAUAAUAGCUCGACGAUAGUGAGCGAGAAGAACUCGCCGGCGAACAAAAAUUCCGCACGGGGAUUUCCCGUGGUGGACGCGAUCAAAGCGGCACUAGAGGAUGCUUGCCCCGGCGUGGUCUCGUGCGCAGAUAUCAUUGUCCUCGCAGCUGAAGCUUCUGUAGAAUUGUCUGGUGGCCCCUCGUGGUGUGUGCUGCUGGGAAGACGGGACAGCACCACGGCAAACCUGACCAGCUCCCAAAACCUUCCAAGCCCCUUUGACAGCCUGCAGACACUCCGGUCAAAGUUCUCCGCCGUUGGCCUCAAUGACACUGAUCUCGUCGCCUUAUCAGGAGCGCACACAUUCGGUCGAGCACAUUGUCGGUUCUUCAGCGGCCGUCUAUACAACUUCAGCGGAACGGGCCGACCCGAUCCGACAUUAAAUGGAGCCUACCGGGUCCAAUUACAGCAGAAUUGCCCGCAAAACGCGAACCCGAACGGAUUGAACAAUCUCGACCCGACCACGCCUAACAUUUUCGACUACUACUACUUCCUCAACGUUGAGAACAACCGCGGCCUCCUGCAAUCCGACCAAGAGCUGCUCUCGGCAGCGGGUGCGGCGUCGACUACCGCUCCGAUCGUAAACAGCUUCGCCAGCGACCAGAGCACCUUCUUUUGCAACUUUGCAGCGUCGAUGAUCAAUAUGGGGAACAUAAGCCCAUUAACUGGGGAUCAAGGGGAGAUUAGGGAGAAUUGCAGGGUGGUUAAUGAUAGCUGAAGAAAUAUUGGUGUAGAAAAUCUUUGUUUGGAUGUGUUAAUGGAAAUAAUCAUUUCUUAGCGAGAACACAAUGGGUCAGUUUGGAUUCUAUUCUCAUCUUCUUAUGUUAAUCGAGAUAAACAAUAUUUGUGUGGGAAAUUAUGUACAGUAUCAGAUUGUCUGAAAAGCGUUUUGACGAAUUAUUUGUAAGUUUUCUGAGUGGAAUAAAAAAAAGAGCUUUAAAUCUUGUUUGCAA
Messenger RNA from Ananas comosus (pineapple), 1294 nucleotides. RefSeq names its product peroxidase A2-like. The transcript is spliced from 5 exons. The record is from RefSeq and is a predicted model, not a curated record. Gene Ontology annotation, biological process: response to oxidative stress; hydrogen peroxide catabolic process. Gene Ontology annotation, molecular function: peroxidase activity; heme binding. NCBI's taxonomy places the organism in Eukaryota, Viridiplantae, Streptophyta, Magnoliopsida, Poales, Bromeliaceae. Bases 61 to 1059 code for a protein of 332 amino acids.